GCUGGCGCGCCGCCUGUCGGUCCUCGCCUUCUGUCAGACGCCCUCCGAGCGAUGGCGGGGAAGGAGGAGCAGGUGGUCUCGGCGCCGAGCAGCCCGGCGAGGGAAUGGGCGGCGGAAGAGGAGCAGCCGCGGCAGCAGCAGCAGCAGCAGCGCCAGGAGGAAGAGGAGGGGGGAUGCCCGGCGGGACCCGCCGGUGGCCGUUGCUGCGUGAUGGAGGUGCUGACUUGGAAGAGGCCCGUCUGCACCCUGGCCGGCUUCCUCUGCGCCAACCUGCUCUUCUGGUUCCUUGCACUGACUCCUUGGCGAUUGUUUCAUCUGGUUUCACUCAUGCUCCUUGGAAUUGUCAUGAUGCAGAUGAUGAAGGAAUUGGUGUUGUCUAGGGCAAGAGGUGCACAGUUAUGGCGAAACCUCAUUGAUGGCUGGGAAAUCACUGAUUCCAAAUCAGAAUACAGGCUUAGGCUGAACCAGUGUUUUGAAGAAGCAAUGAUGAGUUUUACCAUCUUUCUUCAAGAAAUGUCUCACUUCAAAGAACAGAAUCCUGGCAAGUUUUGUCUCCUGGUCUGCAGUGUGUGUACAUUCUUCACAAUCUUGGGAAGUUACAUUCCUGGAAUUGUCCUCUCCUACUUUGUGUUAUUGUGUGCCUUUUUAUGUCCACUUUUCACAUGCAAUGAAUUUGGACAGAAGGUGUAUAAUAACAUUAAGCCUCUUCUGCUGAAACUAAAUCUCGGUAUUGGGGAUUAUAUCCACCAGAAAGUGAAGGAGAGAGCUGAAAUGAUAAAAGCAAAGCUGGCAGAAGACAACAGUGAACUAGACAUAUCAGCCCUGUGUCCUAAGGUUAGCCCUGCAGUUGUGGCCAAAGAGCUGUCUGUAUCAGAUACAGAUAUAUCAGAGGUAUCAUGGACUGAUAAUGGGACUUUCAAUCUAUCUGAGGGAAACACUCCACAGACAGAUACUUCAGAUGAUUUUGAUCGCCCGAGUGAUCAUGAAGAGGCUUUUGCAAGAGAUCUUGCAGAAUUUCCAUCUGUGGAAAAUGGUGCUUUGACAAACGAUGAGGAUGAAUUAAGCAUUGGCCUGCCUGUCCAUCAGCAGAGAAAAAAGGAGCAUCUCCUGUCCUCAUCGGACCAGUGUACCAGGCCAGAGAAGGAGGGGCACUCUGCAGCAGGCUUCUCUUUGCCUUUGAUGAAUGACCAGGGUUUCAGCUUAGUGAGAGCCAUUGCCAGCGAUGUUGUUACAUCUGUAGUAUCGGCAGCUGUCAGAGACCAGUUACAAUCCCUGCAAGCAGACCCCAACGUAAGUGAAGAGACAGACACAGAGGAAGGAGAUGAUUUUGAACUGCUUGACCAGUCGGAGCUUGAGCAGAUGGAAAGUGAACUGGGGCUAACCAAAGGCCAAGAGGAAGCGCCACAAGAAAAGAAGAAGUCAUCAGGCUUUCUCUCAAAUUUGCUCGGGGGCCAUUAAUUUGGAAAUUGAAGCUGUUCAACAGUAUAUAGCAAAAACAAAAUACAGACAACAUGAAAUGCAAAAAAGAAAAAGAAAGAAAAAGAUGAGCUGUAAGCCUCAUCUGUUAUUUUAGAUGUGCUGUAAUGUCCUUCAUGCAGAGUGAACUAACUUGUUAUAGAUCAGUUGAUGCUGGUAGUUUUGUUUCUGAUAGUAAUGCCAUAGAAAUGGACAAAAACCCUAUCCACCUGUUGUGUCUCCAAUGAAUUGGAAGAGGCAAAAAAUUGCCAAAUGUAGCUCCUUUUUGGCUUUAACCAAAACCUCUUCACCUCCAGCCUGUUUACUCUUACUUUUUAAGCAUUUGGGCAACAAUGCUUCAGGGAGAGGUGAUAUCAAUAGGAAACAAGAAGCCAUCCAUAUUCCUAUGUAGCAGAGAAUAGCUAAACCUCCAGAGUAAACAAUAUUGGAACCCUUUUUGCAAAUAUAAUGUCUAAUGUAGGAAUCCAGACUUCUUCUUCUAAUUGAAUUGCCAUUCUGUGUCUGCAGUAGUUGUCUGAAGUCUCAGAUAUUUUUAUGGAGGACAAGGUGAUGCACUUUCAAAUCAUGGCAAUCCUUAUAGGACUUGGAACGUGGCAGAACAGCUUGAUGUUGUGCUUUCAUGUUCCAUAUGCUACCUUGUACUAGGCCUAUUCAGCAAGGCAAACAAAUGAGAAGAUAUAUGCUGUUUAUGUGUGGUAUAUGCAUAUGUAGUGUGGGGUUGAGUUUGGGUUGGGGGGGGGACAGGGAGAUAGGGAAAAAUUCAAUGUUGAAAUUGGAUUGACAAUCUCUUUACCUCCAGUUCUAUCCAUUCUGUGUUAUUUUGGCCUACAACACCAACCAUGUGAUUGCAUCAAAGACAGUACAGGUGGAGUUGCUGUGUUUAGUUCUGCAAAAGUUACUGCUGGGGGGAAAAUACAGAAUAUGCGGGGCAUAUAAAUAAAAAUAUUGCCAUAAAAAGCACUCCUAGUUUUAACAUUAUACAUAUUGUGUGGCUGACUUUGGGUCAUCUUAAAAAAGUAACUUCUAAGCUUUGUGAUUUACCUUUUAAAAUGGAUGGUAACAGGCAGUGCCUUAUCAAGGUAACCCAAAGUUUACAGAAAAAAUGCCACUGGUUUUGAAAGCAUGGUACAAUGAGUCAGCCAACUGAGGGACCAUAUCAUCCAUUUCAACGUAUCUCAAACUUUUGGAUAUUUUACUACUGUUUUAACAGAUAAAGAUGCUUCUUGAGUGACCCUUCAAAAGUAUAAGCCCAGUUUAGUGUUUCCUCCAUAUCUGCUGUUUCGCAAAGCAAGCUGUAUAAUGAAUAUUAAUCUACAGUAUGCUGAAUUCAGAACCAUUAUGCCAGAAGUUCAGUUUUCCGCCUCACUCUUGGCUUGCUCAAUAUGCUUAAUGAGACCCCAAUUUUAAAGGUCACUAAUUCAUCAGGUCUCCGUAAGUCAGAAGGGACUUGAGAACACAUAAUAACAACAGACCCCAAUGUCAGCUAUUAGUCUGAGGUAGCUUGAGCAACUAUCCCCAACUUCUGUCUGCCUCCAUACCCAGAGAGAAAAAACAAAAAAACAAAAAGCAGUACAGAUACUUACUGUCCUUUUAUCACUCUCAUGCUUAUGUUUUCUGUUGGUCAAGCUGAUGCCUUCAUUCAUUAGGCUAGAAUCACGUGGAUGUAUUGAUUCUCUACAAAAGACAGGAGACAUCAGCAUGAUCCUAAGCUUGUUUGUGUCAUAGCACUAUUUUCAGUAGGGCUGCCUCAUUAGGAAAAGUGUUCAGGACUGUGGCCUAAAUUGGCAAAGUCAAGUUUAAUGCAAGAUUUUAACCAUUACUACCAAUGAAAUGAGGCCACACAAAUAAUGUACGUACAGUACUAGUUUAGUUAGGUUUUUAUUUGCUUUUAGCUUUAAUUGCAUUAGGUAACUUCCCUAUUUUUUUUAAAAAAAAUGAAGAAUAAAUAAAGGAAUAGGAAAAUAGUUUCACUAUACAGAAUGCAUUUCCUGUUUCUCAAAUGGAGGUAUGUUAAAAAGAAACUGAUGGUGGUGUGUACUUCUUAAACAUGUUUUUUCUCCCAAGGUUAAGAUAAGAAAUCAUCAUAUUACAUAUAACUCACUAUUCUAAUAAAACUGGGCCAGCUCGCCAGAAAAUUAACUUUAAAAGGAAGAGAUGAAAACACAAACAUAAACUUUAAAAAACCUUACAAACAUCCUGUAAUAUUAAAACACAAAAUUAUUUAAAAAUCAAUAAAAUCAAUUACGAUCAGUAAAGUUUGUUUAGGAGCUAUCCAAUAAAGAAAUAAUGAGAUGUUAUCCAUUAUAAUGUCUGUGACUCUAAACACAUUUACUCAGGAGUGAGUCCCACUGAAUUCAGUCAGGUUUCCUUCUGAAUAUGUACACAUUAAUUUGCAAUAUUAAAAAGUUGAGGUUACUUUAAGAGAAGGGAGGAAGAGGUUUGUGGAAGAUUUCUAAGUAAACUGGCAGGGCAUCUUCCUAGCUCAUCUCUGUUGUGUUGUAAAUUGGAAGUAUGUGCACUUUAUUAUUUUGUUUAUAGAAAUGUGGCAGGGAUUUCCAAAUAACAGAUACAGUAGUACUUUUCUAGAGAAUGAUGUUCUCUCGGUGAAAUCAGCUGGAGGGCCUAUUUUAGACUUCUUGUAAAGACUUCUAUUUCUGGUAUCAGGAUUUUUGAAAAGCUAUUCUUAAUAUAAUAAAAUAACACCCCCCCCCCAAGUCCUGGAAAAAAUUGCAUAGUUGCACUGAUUCCCCAGAACAGAGCAAAAUAGGUGCUCAGUUGGAUUUUUGGAAGUUUCUCUACCUGCGGGCUGGGAUCAUAAACUUGCAGCAUGUACUGCUUUAGACUUUUUUCCUUUUUCCGCUUUGAACAGCUACACAAGCACAAACUGUCUUUGAAUUCCCUUCUGUUUUAAAAGCAGUUUCUUGCGUCACAUAGCAGGCUGCUAUUUAAAAGCAGAAUAAUUUCUGUGGGUCUCUGGUUUCACAUUAUAUUUCUUAAUAUGGAGUAUAAAACACAGAUGCUGAUUUCUACUUUUCAUAGUGCCUCUACUGUAGCAUCUAUUUGGUUGUGAAAAUUUGGAAAAUAUUCCAGAUUCUUUGCCCACAUCCAGUUGGGACUGAUAAAUAUUUCAGAUUUCAAGAUCUCUGUCUGAAGGAUGAGAAACAGGUUCAGACCUCCCCAGCAGAAGUUCAUUGUAUUAACUUUCUUUCAUUCCAUAGAAUAGAAACAAGCAGUGUCUGUUGUGUACUUAACAUAAUAACAUUUCCGUAAAUGCCUUCCCUGCUUUACUGCAGAAUAAUUCAUUAAUAACUAAACUGCAUGGAGUUCCAAGUUAUUAGUUCCAUGAACAUUCUAGUUAUCUGCAGAUAAAAGUUAAGAAUAAUAUUACCAUAAGACAUCAGCUCUAAUGCAGUGAAUCAUAAGUACCUUUGGCAGCAAGAGGUUUUCACCUCCUUGGUUACUUUUCAUAUCUUAUUCUCCAUUAUUCUUGAGUUGCUGGAGGGGAAAUUUUUGGAGCUCAGGUCUAGGCAUGACAAAAGCAUCAAUAUGAUAUUCACUAUAGUAGUACUUAAAUCCCUCCAGUUCAGUACCAUGAGUGAUCCUGUAACUCCAAACUCUAAAUACUAGUUCCCAAACUCUCACAAAGACUUAAUGAAAGAUCAAGGGUACUUCCAGGUAAAACUUUGUCAAAUAAGAGUCCUAUUUUAUUCACAGAAGUUUACAAGUUCUAGGAUCCCCUUGUAAUUCUCCCAUGCCCCCCCUACUGUCAUUCUUUUGUUCUUUCCACAAAUAAUAAGGCUGAAGACAACAAUACAUUAUAGGUGUGCAAAGCCUUUGGAUACAUCCUAAGGCAGAACUUUUAAGUGUACAUGUUAAGAAGUGUCUUGGUAUGCACAACAUUUCUCUGAGAAAAGAAACUGCUAAAAUCCUAAGCAUACAUCCUUGAAAGUAAGUGGCAGUAAAAUGUAAGAGCUGCUUAGAAGUCAACAGGAGUAUAACUGGAUUUGAAUGCACAGCUUUUAGUGCAAGCGUUAAAUAACAGCAACACAGACUGUGAUUAUAGACUAGUACAACAAUGCUGUUUGAAUCUUCUGUCUUAGUUUUACUCCCUCCUGCAAUAUCCCAUGAACACUUUAUCAAACAUAACUUUGAAAGUGAUGUAAAACACUGGCUUGGGUGUUUAGUGUUCGACUAUACUAUAAACAGGUGUAUGGUGACUGCCUUGAUACUCAUACAAGUGGUGGGAGUUGCCAUCCACUUCACUGGAAACUAAUACCUCUAAUAGUAUCUUACCUAUCAUGUUGAAGCCAAGGUUGUGUAUCUAUGGAUAUUUUAUGCUAGCAUACCUGGUGCCAGAAGUUCACAUAGGUAGCUCUGUUGACCAUAGGUAGCUCUGUUGCAGGGAUUGGGAAUGGGCCACUCUCCACGUGCAGUUGGAUUACAAUUCCUGUGAUCUCUCACUGCUAGCUAAGGCUGAUCCUCAUCACCUCUUAGUGCUUGGACACCCCAACACUUCAGAAUGGAUGAAUGUCUGCAGGACACAAACUAAUAUCGGCUCUCCUCAAAGCUUGCUAGCACUUUCCACCAUUCAACCACCCGCCCAAGAGCCCUUUGGAUAGAAUGUGCUGUAAAUUCCAGCCAAGAUAUGCUUUUGAAAACUGAGCAAAUGCAGCAUGGGGUGGGGUCCCUUCAAAUCUCCUAAAGAUCGGUUUUUUAAAAGAGAGAGAUGAGGGGAAAGGCAGCUCAAAGAAGGGAAAACUAAACUGGAUUAUAGAUGAGUGUUUUGUUAAUAGAAAACAGACUCUGGGAAAUGUUCAAGGCAGCCAUAAUACGCAACUAGAAUAGGAAGAAUAGUUCCUAAAAUUCUCUGUUCAGUCUUAAUGGGUGUUGCUUUGUUGUGGGGUGAAACUUAACUGCCAUAUUUAGCAGAAGCAUUAAAUUAAAAAGAACACAUGAAGCCCCUUUCUGUAUUGAUUUCAGUGGAAGAAUGCUUUUUGCUUGUGUUGGAAUCGUAUUUGAAGAUGGGAUCAGAAUUAACAAAUUAUAAAUUAUCAAAUAUCAAUCUUUAUACAGACACCUUUUUGGAAUACAUACAAACCAAAAAAAAUCUAUAAAGCAGAAGUAGAUUGCAAUUUAUGCAGUAUAAACAAAAUAAAUUUUGAUCAUUAUAUGUGGUUUUAGGUUAACAGCAGUGUAGCUAUACACAUGCAUACAGCUUUAAAGGUCUUGUUUUAUAAGAAAAUCAGUGCAGCUCUUUAUCAGUUCAGAUAACCAGAAACUGGAAUCUUUUACAAAAGUCUCAAAUCAUUUUAAGUAUUUUGCAGCACUUUACCUAGCAUGAUUACUGUUUUAUAAACAUGGAAUUAUGAUUAUUAUAAAAGUGUUUUGAACCAUGUAAUGUCCAUGGGUUUUUUUUGUUGUUGUUAUAGUUGUGUACAUGUUAACAGUAAGUUCAUUGUCACCUUUAUUUUGAUUUUCUAAUCUAUAUGAACCACUGUAACAGUCUGGAGGGCCAUAUGAAAUAAAAUAUUUAAUAUUUACUUA
This is a messenger RNA of Pogona vitticeps (central bearded dragon), 7020 nucleotides long. RefSeq names its product reticulophagy regulator 1 (gene RETREG1). NCBI's taxonomy places the organism in Eukaryota, Metazoa, Chordata, Lepidosauria, Squamata, Agamidae. Gene Ontology annotation, biological process: negative regulation of neuron apoptotic process; reticulophagy. The record is from RefSeq and is a predicted model, not a curated record. Gene Ontology annotation, cellular component: endoplasmic reticulum membrane.